AUGUUGCCAUUGCUUCGGAGUCAUCCUUGGGAGGGAUUCUGUGCCAAGGAAAUGAUCAACUUCUGCGUUCGGAGUCAUCCUUGGGAGGGAUUCUGUGCACAAGGAAAUGAUCAACUUCUGCGAUCUUGUGACCACAUGAGGUGCAAUCAAAGUGCUCACCAGGAUAGGGCAUUUUCCUGUGUGGUCUCUGUAGCUGAUUUCGAUUGAGUUUUCUUCUUUUUGUCUGUCCUGGUGAUGUCUUCUCUGUAGACUUGGGAGGUGCCUUCUUGGAAGGUGCCUUCUUGCUUUUUGUAGCACUGGAUGAUGUCAUAUUGUUGGAUGCUUGGGAGACUGGUUUGGAGGGUGGUUUGCUGAUCCUUUUGGAUUUUGCUGUCCCUCUUUGUCUUUGCCUUGUGUGACUGCCAUCAUUGUUGCUAUCAUUGUUGCUCUGACGGUUGGUUCUUGGUCUAGUUCUUUGAGCCGCCAUGAUCUCUGCUGGGGUAUCGUUUCCUCCAUCAACAUACAAGUGGUCCAGAAAACUGAAUUUGUCUGGAUCCUGGGAGCAGUGCGUCCUGUCCAGUACUUCAUACAGAAGAGUAUCAACUGCAUAGAAUCGACCAGACCGAUCUCUUUGACCUUUGGCAGCUCUCUCACAGUACAUGUACCUAUGCUUCUUGCCAACACCCAUUCCGUCAUAGAAAAGGUACCCAUCGGGAGUCACCACAAAUGAUCUGAAGUGAUAGCGGUUGCACAAGAGCACCCCAGACUGGAGUACAAACCUUUUUGUCGCGGUAGCAGAAUUCAGUUGGCCACUGGUCAAUGAAUUUUCUUCUAUCGUUGAUAGUACCUGAUGGGUAGUACAUGAUCAUGGUAUGGGGCCAUUGGGAGAUCUCUGCCGAUUCCAUUUCACAUUUGCCAUUGCACUGCCUGUGAGAAAUGUUAUACUCAUGGUCGUCCUCGAACCAUUCAGUUAAGCAGACCCAGUCUUGCCUGAACUUCAAAUUGAAACUAUCAUGCAGUGGGUGGCGUCCUCUCAGCAACGUUGACUGAUUGUGACAACGUUCCGGUCUCGAGCCUCUCUUGACUCCCGGCAAACCUCUCAGACCAGAAAGUUUCACUACUGUCGAACAUGUCCAUCUGAGUGUCAUCCACGUGACUAGGGGUGAUAUCCAAGCAGUACAACUCCUCGACUGACAGUCUUCUGGCACUUUCAUUUUUGUUUUCAUCCGUCGGCUUGAAAAUUCUUGAAAGAAGACUUCCUGGGUCACUGAGCUCUGGGUACGGGCUUGACAGAUAACCAAGCUUGUAAGGGACGUACAUGCUUUCGAGGAAGGCAUCAAUUGGACAUGAAUUGUGGAUGUAUCCUGCGAUGCCCCAAAGACAGCCAAGUCGCAGACCAUAACAUUCAAGAACUCUUGCAAGUUCCUGUCUCUGUUGUUGCUCCAAGAGACUGAUUGUGCUUCUGCUUCCCUAGCGUUUUUUUUGCUUUGGGCUUUGGGAGUUCUUUUCCGCUUGGCUUCCUUUGAUCCAAAAAUGGAAGCAUUGGUGUCUUCACCUCUGCCAUCAAACUGUUGACAGGCCGGGAAAAACUGGGCUGCCCGCUUAGGGCUGAUGUGCCACUGCAGCCACUUAUUGCUGUUUGGAAACUUGUUCUGAAUCGACCUAACUGUGCUUUUGAAAGCAAAAAAGGGAAGGUCCUCCUCUUGUAACUUUCGAAUCAGUCGGUAGAAAUCCCUUUUGUCAUCUGGAGGAACAAUGGCACCAUUUCUGGCAAGUCUGGCUAGGGAUCGUUUGAAGUGAACUCUCCAUCCGGUGGUUGUUCCUCUUGCACGAUACAAGGGUUGCCGCCAGGAAGAUUCUUCUGUCUGCUAGUUGCCCGUUCUCCACCAAUGCACGGAAUCCACACCAAGGGACGGUCCGAGUGCAAGAGACAUGUUUUUCGGUCUGCUAGUUGCCCCUUCUCCACCAAUGCACGGAAUCCACACCAAGGGACGGUCCGAGUGCAAGAGACAUGUUUUUCGGU
Seminavis robusta is the source of this 2002-nucleotide messenger RNA. NCBI's taxonomy places the organism in Eukaryota, Bacillariophyta, Bacillariophyceae, Naviculales, Naviculaceae. The record is from the annotation of a GenBank genome assembly.